AUGGACAGAUUGACCCCAAAAAGCUCAACGCGAAAGAUUAAAUCUCUGCGUGACCCGUCUGCCAAAAUGUCCAAAUCCGACCCCCAAACGAUGGCGACGAUUACCAUCACAGACUCUCCUGAUGACAUCGUGCUCAAGGUUCGCCGUGCCGUUACUGACUUCACCUCUGAGGUCACGUUUGACCCGGAGACGCGGCCAGGUGUUUCCAACCUGGUGACGAUCCAUGCUGCCAUGGCAAUGAUCAGUGUGGAAGAAGCAGUGUCCCAGGCCAGAGGGUUGGACACAGGUGCCUAUAAGAAGCUUGUAACUGAGGCUGUGAUACAGAGAUUGACUCCCAUCAGGGAGGAGGUCAAGAGGCUAAGGUCGGAUCGUGCCCACUUGGAGGGAGUGCUGGCCCUAGGGAACCGCAGGGCUCGGGAACUGGCUGCGCCGGUCCUCAGAGAGGUCCAACAGCGAGUUGGAUUCUGCUGAGAGGCAGCUGGGCUGGAAAGUAAAGGCACAAUUAUACUGCAGGCUGUGCUCAGUACUUAACUGCUGCUGAUAUCAAAUUUUAUUCCAAUGACUGUUUAUAUCUUUAGGAUAUUCAAGGAUGUAACUCAUUUCAUAACAAAAUGUGUUGAAAGCAACGUGGAAAAGACUCAACUGCAGUGUAAUGUUUUGUUCAGACUGCAAACUGAUUGGUGGACAACAUAUUGUUAUUUUCUCCUCUGAGUUUGUCUCAUUGGAAUGAAUUAAUUUCAUGCAGUUGUAGUUCUGAACACAGCCCAACAAGAAUGAAAGAUGUCACUUUUGUUUUUGUGCAUGCACUACACACUCAUUGGCUGUAUGUGUUUCCCUAAAUUCCAAAAGAAAAAAACAUGUAAACAAAUAUUUGCAAGUAAGAUUCAAAACAUUCAUUGGUGUUUUAACAUGUGAUUCAGACACUAUUUCUCCCCUGAGCACUCAAACACAACAGUAAACAACACAGUUCAUCAAAAGUGCUUUACAAAGCCGGCAGAAAUGGAAGAAAGGACUGUGAACAUACAAAUAAAAGUACAUAUUCAAGAAAUAAACCCUCCUACAGAUAUACAGAAUACAUCAUUUGGUCUCAGACGAAUGCAAGCAAAGAUCAUGUACUGGAAAGAGCUAGAGGAAAAAUGCAUUACACUCUAAGUAUUGCCCUACAGAACACCGCAAUGAAACACAGACAUGUGACUGAAAACAAUUAUCAGGUGUAAUAACUCAAGAAAAUCUUGAGAAACACACAAAAGGUGAGUUACUCCUGCUUGCAUACUGAAGAUCACUGAGGAGCAUCAUCUUUUCCAGAAUGACCAGGACAACGUGAUUCUUUAUUGCUUGCUCAUUUUAGACAGUGCAGUACAGCAUCGUUUACCGUUGAAGAAUCAGUGUACGUCAUGCACAACACGAAGCACAGUGGUGAAAAAGGCAUCGAUACGUAAGGGCUUCAGUAACCGUUCCAUCUGCUGAUCUUCAGUCUGCUGCAGGUCUCCUCUCUGCUGCUUCCACACACGUCAUCACACCGCAUGAGGAGUCCAAAUGUAAAAAAACUUGAAAUCAGAGUUAACGACUUGAAACUAAGCACUGAUGGUGAUAGGGUGUGGUGAUUAUAGUCAUCAGGAACGCUGCUGCUGUUGUGUUGUCGUUUGCUUGUUUCACAGUUUUGUCUUUUUCUCUGUAUUUAAAAAAAAGAAUAUAUUAUUUUGUAUUUUUGCAGCUCAAUAGUUUUUUUCUUUUAUCUUAAAAUAUUUCAUUAACAUUGAUUUAGUUGACAUCUUGACACACACAUUGGAACUGGUAUGCACAACCUUACACUUCUACACUGUAAAACUUCUCUGUUGAUUCACAGCCACACACACACACACUCUCGGUGCUCCUAAAGAAGAUACUUGUGCGUGCCCACAAUUCCACAUUAACUGCUUACACAUCCACACUUGUUUGAACUUAUAUAUCUAAUUUGAACACUUUGCUGUAGAUUUUUGUUUACACGUAAACACUUGGAAAUGAUCACAUCCACACUUUGCUUAAAUAAAAAGAUGUAUGUAUGUGACAUGCA
Messenger RNA from Micropterus dolomieu (smallmouth bass), 2053 nucleotides. RefSeq names its product tryptophan--tRNA ligase, mitochondrial-like. Gene Ontology annotation, cellular component: mitochondrial matrix; mitochondrion. The transcript is spliced from 2 exons. Lineage: Eukaryota; Metazoa; Chordata; Actinopteri; Centrarchiformes; Centrarchidae. Gene Ontology annotation, molecular function: ATP binding; tryptophan-tRNA ligase activity. Gene Ontology annotation, biological process: mitochondrial tryptophanyl-tRNA aminoacylation. Bases 1 to 471 code for a protein of 156 amino acids. The record is from RefSeq and is a predicted model, not a curated record.